AUGUCGGAUACGAUUCCUCUGCCUCCGCGAUUCAUGCCCGACCGCCCCACCUCUGCGCCCGAACCGAAGCUGACGAGAACCUCCCUCUCUCCUCUCUCCAAAUCGCCCAUGUCCACCGUCCGAUCAUCACCAUACCCAUCUCGCCACUCUGUCCCUCUCAAAUCUACCACUACGAAAAUCGACAAUGACCAUGAUCAUGAACUCUUACGCCGUUCCUCGCUGCCUACUCGGGAUCAGAUGGCCCAUCAGCUUGCUGCUGAAGCGCUCUUGACCAUGGCUCCCUCUGCCAGCAAUGCUUCACCCGGAAAGCGGGCGAGCGCCACGCCAGCAAGAGGCGGGGAUGUGGAGAUGGGCGAGCCGGAGCAGAGGGGGGUGAAGCGAAAGUCUGAUGUAGAUGAUGCGAGAGAGAGGGAGAAGGAACGGGAAAGGGAGAGGGAGCGCGAUCCGAGACAUCCUGCGAUGAGCCUCGGCUUGCACGGGAUGGAUAGGGACAGAAACAGGUCGAAGGAAUGGCCCAACUCGCCCCUUCCUCUCGCUGAACGCCCUCAUGCCCUUCCCGGCUCUAGGCUCGUCCAACCUCCGACCCACGGCAGCCCAGCGUACCCCCCAGGCCAACCUGGAGCGCCAAACAGGUACUCUGUCUAUGGCCCGACGACGAGGGAUCCGAUGGCUGGUAGCUCGCCGUACUCGUUCAAUGCGUCGAGGUAUUCGAAUUUGCAUGUCAGGAGGGAUAUGUCGCCUUCGAUUGGCGCUGGAGGGAAGGGAGUAUCGCCCCCUAGGAGAGCGUCGCCUGUUCCUGGGUCUGAUCCGAGGGAUAGGUUCUACGGCAAUACUUCUACUUCGGGCCCUAUCACCGCCACCGCCACCGCCACAUCUGCCGCUGGCGCCGUUCCCGGCGCGUAUGGCCACUACUCUAUGGGCCGACGCGAGCUCCAAGAACACCGCGAACAACUGAAAGAAGGCAAACGCUGGUUGGAAGCGAUGCUGGCCAAGACAGAAAAAAUGCUGAACAUGGUGGAAAACAAGAUUGGCUUGACUGUCGAUCUGCCGCCCGCCCCGCCCGCUCAUGGUCAUCCAGCGCAAGAGAGGCAUGUGUCGGGUUCGUCCGUGCCGCCGAAUGUGAGCCCCAAUGCUGCUCCAGGCCAGCCCAGGUCGCAAGAAGACUGGGAGUACGAAGAGCGGGAGCGUAGGCGGGAGAAGGAGAUUCUGCGUUUGGAGCAGGAGCGGGAGAUGGAUAUGGUCGACAGGGAGAAGAGGGAGAGAGAUAGGGCGGCGGCGGCGGCGAUUGCUGCUGGGGUGUUUGAUGAGCAUCGGGGCAGGUCUAGGGAGGCGGGAGAGCAUGAGCAGAAUCGGGAUCGGCUCUUGGCUAGUCGCAGAGUCUCUGCCAUCUCGCCUGGACCUGCGGGCCCCGGUAGGUCACCAAACCUUUCCAUGAGGAACGCUGGGAUUGCCAGGGAGAGGGAGAGCGAGGGACCGGCCGGUGAGAGGGAGAAGACGAAUGGCCCUUUGCCUGUCAAUGGCGUGCCGAAGAGGGAAGGCAGCAGUCAGUGGGAUGGAGAGCCGGUUUUGGCUGGGGUGCCUUUGCCCAGGAGGGAGAGGGAGCAGCAGCAGAACGGUGCCGGGAGGACGCUGGGCCGGGGUCUUUGGAGCUUUGACGUGAGGAGCUGA
Messenger RNA from Cryptococcus wingfieldii CBS 7118, 1668 nucleotides. RefSeq lists its product as hypothetical. The transcript has a single exon. Lineage: Eukaryota; Fungi; Basidiomycota; Tremellomycetes; Tremellales; Cryptococcaceae. Bases 1 to 1668 code for a protein of 555 amino acids. The record is from RefSeq and is a predicted model, not a curated record.